Neolamprologus brichardi is the source of this 666-nucleotide messenger RNA. The record is from RefSeq and is a predicted model, not a curated record. Lineage: Eukaryota; Metazoa; Chordata; Actinopteri; Cichliformes; Cichlidae.
AUGGCGGCCGUGGUAGAAAGAGUUGAUGGAUGUGUUGGGUCCUUGGACUCAGAUAUCGUGUCACUAAGACACACACCCCCUCCAUCGGACCAGCAGCACCAGAACAACCCCCUGCUGGGCCUGCCCAUCGUGGCCAUCGAGACCAUCCUCAACUUCCUGUCCUACGAUGAGAUCAGCCUGCUGCGCUCGGUAUGCAAGCGCAUGGACAUGAUUUGCCAGCGUGUCCUGAAUCAGGGAUUCCUGAAGGUGGAGCGUUACCACAGCCUGUGCCAGAGGCAAGUCAAAGCCCAGCUGCCCAGGAGAGAGUCAGAGAGGAGGAACCACUCCCUGGCCCGUCACGCUGACAUCCUGGCUGCUGUGGAGACCCGCCUUUCACUACUCAACAUGACCUUCAUGAAAUAUGUGGACUCAAACCUGUGUUGCUUCAUUCCUGGAAAGGUUAUAGAUGAGAUUUACCGCGUGUUGCGCUACGUGAACUCUACCCGAGCACCUCAGCGAGCUCACGAGGUUCUGCAGGAGUUGAGGGACAUCUCCUCCAUGGCCAUGGAGUACUUCGAUGAGAAGAUCGUCCCCAUUCUGAAGAAGAAACUGCCGGGAGCCGAUCUGUCUGGUCGCCUCAUUGGCUCUGCACCAGGAUUUGUUGGCAAGUCCUUGCAAGGCUUCUGA